ACCGCAGCCCCUUCUCAGUUCCAGCCCCGCAGAUCUCCAUUUUCUUCUUUCCCGAUAUUCUGUAGCGGAGGAGUGAAGACUUGGAAAAAUGAAUGAAGAAUACGACGUUAUCGUUUUGGGCACCGGGCUUACGGAAUGCAUUUUAUCAGGAAUCAUGUCAGUGAAGGGGAAGAAGGUUCUGCACAUGGACCGCAACUCCUACUACGGAGCUGAGAGUGCCUCCAUCACGCCUCUUGAAGAUCUCUACAAGCGCUUCGACCUUCCAGGCAAACCUUCUGAGUCGAUGGGAAAAGGCCGGGAUUGGAAUGUGGACCUCAUCCCUAAAUUCCUUAUGGCCAAUGGUCAGCUUGUGCGCAUGCUGCUGAUCACAAAGGUGACCCAGUACCUGGAUUUCAAAGUGAUCGAGGGCAGCUUUGUGUACAAGGGGGGAAAAAUCCAUAAAGUCCCCUCUACUGAGACCGAGGCUCUGUCAUCUAGUCUGAUGGGGCUUUUUGAGAAACGGCGCUUCCAAAAAUUCCUCCAGUUCAUCUCCAACUUCGACGAGAGCAACCCCAAAACCAUGGAUGAUGUCGACCCCCAAAAGACACCCAUGCGAAACAUUUUCCAAAAGUUCAAACUGGGCCAGGAGGUCAUGGACUUCACCGGCCACUCACUCGCCCUCUACCGCACAGACGAUUACCUGGAUGAACCCUGCAUUGAGACGAUAAACCGGAUCAAGCUUUACAGUGAGUCUCUGGCCAGAUAUGGAAAGAGCCCGUACCUCUACCCACUCUACGGCCUGGGGGAGCUGCCACAAGGGUUCGCCAGGCUUAGUGCCAUCUACGGCGGGACGUACAUGUUGAACAAGCCCAUCGACGAGAUCGUGGUGGAGGACGGGAAGGUGGUUGGAGUCAAGUCCGAGGGAGAGAUCGCCAGGUGCAAGCAGCUGAUCUGCGACCCCAGCUACGCCAUGGACCGCGCCACCAAAGUGGGCCAGGUGAUCAGAGUCAUCUGCAUCCUGAGUCACCCGGUCGCCAACACUGGUGACGUCAACUCUUGCCAGAUCAUCAUCCCCCAGAACCAGGUCCAAAGGAAGCAUGACAUCUACGUUUGUAUGAUCUCCUCUGCUCACAACGUGGCAGCACAAGGCAAGUACAUCGCCAUCAUCAGCACCACAGUGGAGACAAACGACCCCGAGAAGGAAAUCAAGCCGGCCUUGGACCUACUGCAGCCCAUCGAGCAGAAGUUUGUCAGCAUUAGUGAGCAGUAUGCACCCACCGACAUGGGCGCCGACAGCCAGAUUUUCAUCUCCCGCACGUAUGAUGCCACGACUCACUUCGAGACCACCUGCGACGACAUCCAAGACAUCUACAAGAGGAUGACGGGCUCAGACUUUGACUUUGCCGAGAUGGAACGCAAGAAGCAGGACACCUUCGGCGACGCCUGCGAUUAGAGGAGAGGCACCCGCUGCAAUCCUGAUUAUUAAAGACGACGACAACUGAAAUCUUACAGAAAAUAGUGAAAAAUAAAAAAAACUACACAAAAAUGUACACACCAAUGGCUGAUCAUCCGAGUAAACGGUUUUGCCCAUUGAGGAAGUUCAUGAUAUUUAGAGAUAUGAUAUAGUGUUGUUGGAUAGGGUUCAGGGAGGGAGCUAUGCUUUUUAAACCCACACUCGGAUGGAUGUUGCACUAAACACUGGUUAUACCUAAUAUACAGUAAUACCCUACAUUCUUCUGCCUCAUCAUGUCGACAUGAUGCAUAGUCCAAAGAUGCCAAAUCAAAUGAUAAUUCAAAAAACGAUCUUACAUAGUGGGUAUAUGUGUCAGCGGGGUGGGGUGUCCAAUUGUUCUGUCAUUGUAUAAAAGGCGUUUGGAAGAUAAAUAAUAUCUAUACAUCAGUUAUUGGUCUCUGCAAAUAUUCUUUCAUGUCAGGGUGAGAGAGAGAAGCGGCUUUGGCUUCGUGUGUCCGAGUUAAAUCAUGCGAGCGGAGGAGUGUUCCUCCGCGCACAUUCAGGCCCAGCAGCCACAGACAGCCGUGUGAGGCGGCAGCUUCCAUCGUCGGCUGUUAACGUGGGUAAGGGGUGUGUGGGCUUCAUAUUUCUAUGUCACUGUUUUGUUUUUUUGUUUUUUUUUUAAUAUUAAAAAAAAAAAAAACCUUUCCUGUCAAAUCUCCAUCACGGCCCGACGCAUCCUAUAAACCAAGACACAAGGGCAACUGGUCCAGCAUUAACUACCCAGACCUGUGUAUCCGACAGCUUGAGUUACUAUAAUGCGUCAGUGAUCUAGUAGUUUCUGUUCCUGUAUCAUGCAUCAUGCAAAGCAUUAACAGCAGAUUGGUGGGAUGUGUGGUUGACUGUAAUUGCUUAAGGACCAAAAUGUGUACUGCAGCAGUAUUGAAUUGAUGAGAGCCCAUUUGGUAUCUCCUGUGUUGAACAACUUAAAAAAACAAAAACAUCCUGGGCUCAAAUGAUUUCUAUACUGCAAAGUAAAAACAACUUUGUCAAAAACCAAA
This is a messenger RNA of Anarrhichthys ocellatus (wolf-eel), 2493 nucleotides long. It is a transcript of the gene gdi2, whose product is annotated as GDP dissociation inhibitor 2. The transcript has 10 exons. Lineage: Eukaryota; Metazoa; Chordata; Actinopteri; Perciformes; Anarhichadidae. Gene Ontology annotation, biological process: protein transport; vesicle-mediated transport; small GTPase-mediated signal transduction. Bases 89 to 1432 code for a protein of 447 amino acids. Gene Ontology annotation, cellular component: cytoplasm. The record is from RefSeq and is a predicted model, not a curated record. Gene Ontology annotation, molecular function: Rab GDP-dissociation inhibitor activity.